GAUGUUCCCCUCGGUGCGGGUGAAGGUGAAGGGCUUGGACCCCAGUAAACAGUAUUUUGUUGCUCUGGACGUGGUUCCCGUGGACUCCAAGCGCUACAGAUACGUCUAUCACAGCUCCCAGUGGAUGGUCGCCGGAAACACGGAGAAUUCCUGCCUCCCGCCCCGCCUGUACGUGCACGCCGACUCCCCCUGCUCCGGGGAGACCUGGAUGAGACAGGUCAUCAGCUUCGACCGAGUCAAACUCACCAAUAACGAGAUGGACGACAAAGGACAUAUCAUUCUGCAGUCGAUGCAUAAGUAUAAGCCCCGGGUCCACGUCAUCCUCCAAGACUCCUGCUUUGACCAGAUCCAGUCACUGCCGGAAGAAGGGGUGAAGACAUUUUCAUUCAAGGAAACAGAGUUCACCACAGUGACGGCAUACCAGAACCAGCAGAUAACCAAGUUGAAGAUUGACAGAAAUCCAUUUGCAAAAGGCUUCAGAGACCCAGGAAGGAACAGGGUUGUGAUGGACGGUCUCCUGGAGCACUACCCGUGGAGAUCUUCUCUCUCCUUAGACUUUAAGGCUUUUGGGGCAGAUACUCCUGGAAGAAGCUCUGGCUCUUCUCCGCUCACAUCCAGGGGGGGCGUUCCAUCCCCUCUGCUGUCUCCAUCUUGCUCCCCUCCUACGUUUCAGCUGCCCGCCAGGAGUCUUCAUUGCUCAGAGACCUAUCUGCACCCCGUGAGCGCCCCCUUCUACUACAAGGUCUGCCCUGGUGGCUUCCUCCGACCGCGGUCUCUGCUGGACAAACGCGGGGCUCCGGGGGGGCACAUACUUUCUCCUGUCAUGGUGGAUGUCCCCUUCUUGUCUUCAUUUGGCUUCUGCAGACACAACAAACUGGAAACGUUCAGAGAUUCGGUAGUGGUGGGAGCGGCCGCCAGCAGCCCCGUGCUGUGCGGGAUUCCCACAUCUGGGAACAUUCUGCCCUCCGCAGCUCUCGCCCGAGACGCCCUCAGCUGCUCCUUCCACUCGCCCUACGGCUUCUACGGAUACAACCUCGCUGUGCCGUCACAUCUCAUCACCGCAGCCGCGAGUCUAAAGAUGACUGACACUUGUCCCGAAGCCUCUCGCUGGACCCCGCCAUCUGCCAAUCAUUGCCUGUAAUGGAAUACAGCAGAUGAUGGGAAUGUAGUUAAUUAUUUAAUGUGGGAUAAUGAGUGCCACCUGGGUGACGAGCCGGAGGAGAAUCCGGAAACCUGAGAUAAUCUCUGCAGACGUGCCGUCAUCCCAGGGACAUCAUAAGGCGCUCGAUUUAUCUUCUCGUUAUCAUUGCUGAAUAUUCACUUAUACCCAAUAAAUCCUGAUACCAGACGCGCUCACGAGCUAUGGCGGUUUCACGUCUGUCGCACUCGGAUGGAUUCCGGCUUCAGCAGUGGCGCUCUACUAUGCAUCAGCCACUUGGCGGUAUUACUGCUCCGGAGUAUA
Messenger RNA from Bufo gargarizans (Asiatic toad), 1462 nucleotides. It is a transcript of the gene TBX22, whose product is annotated as T-box transcription factor 22. The record is from RefSeq and is a predicted model, not a curated record. Gene Ontology annotation, biological process: positive regulation of DNA-templated transcription; cell fate specification; regulation of transcription by RNA polymerase II. The transcript has 6 exons. Bases 2 to 1141 code for a protein of 379 amino acids. Gene Ontology annotation, cellular component: nucleus. Gene Ontology annotation, molecular function: DNA-binding transcription factor activity, RNA polymerase II-specific; RNA polymerase II cis-regulatory region sequence-specific DNA binding. NCBI's taxonomy places the organism in Eukaryota, Metazoa, Chordata, Amphibia, Anura, Bufonidae.